Molecule: messenger RNA, 574 nt
Organism: Quercus robur (English oak)
Lineage: Eukaryota; Viridiplantae; Streptophyta; Magnoliopsida; Fagales; Fagaceae
Product: protein CYSTEINE-RICH TRANSMEMBRANE MODULE 11-like
Exons: 3
Coding region: 71-352 (93 amino acids)
Source: RefSeq, a predicted model, not a curated record
UCCUCUCUCACUUUUAAUACUACUUAUCAUUACUCUCAUUCUCAUCCAGUAGUCACUAGUCAAGCAAGCAAUGAGUUACUACCAUAUUUCUCAUAAGCCUAACUCUCCUCCAGGGCCUCAACCGCUAGGAUAUCCACCAGGACCACCACCACCAAACUAUCCUCAUCCCCCAGGGCCACCACAGCCACCACCGCGACCCGGAUAUCAAGACUACUUCUAUGAUGGGUACCCACCACCUCCACCUACACACGUUCCCCUGCCAUAUCAUCACCAUCACCACCAUGACUCAUUUCUAAGAGCCUGUUUAGCUAUACUUUGUUGCUGCUGUAUGUUGGAGGAGUGUUGCUUGUAAGCCUUUCAUGUGUAUGAUUAUAUAUACAACUAUCGUAUUUGGUAAAGAUGGGAAGCAGGAAUUCUGUUCAUGGUACUCCAGUCUAAUUCCUUGAAUAUUCCCAUAAUUGGAAUUUGAUUACCUUUAUGUCUUAUAUUUGAUUUGAGAAACAAGCAUGUCUUGUCUGUUAUAGUAUAUGAUUAUGAAUAUGAUCCAUCUGAAUCAUGUAUUUUAAAGAUGCUA